This is a messenger RNA of Tuber melanosporum (Perigord truffle), 319 nucleotides long. RefSeq lists its product as uncharacterized. Bases 1 to 156 code for a protein of 51 amino acids. The record is from RefSeq and is a predicted model, not a curated record. NCBI's taxonomy places the organism in Eukaryota, Fungi, Ascomycota, Pezizomycetes, Pezizales, Tuberaceae. The transcript is spliced from 3 exons.
AUGCAUUAUGCAGAGUUUGGCGAAGAUGAGAGCGCUGCCUUGCUUGCUGCCAUCAAAGAAUAUGAAGCAAACAAGUGGAAGGUCAUCGGAACUAAAGUUGGGAAGCCGGCAAAGGCCUGCGAGCAGUAUGCAAAAGAGCAUUUUGCCGGGAAGUAAAGGGUUUAGCAUCGGGGUUGAGAUCGGUUGGGAACAUGGUGUCGGCGCAUAUUGAAGGGCUUUCUUUGUUUCUUUGCUUUAUCCCUCAUUUUUUCCCCCUUCGAUUGCUUUCCUCUGUUUGUUUGGUCAGAUUGGUGGUAAACGAGUGUCGUUCGUCUUUUGG